This is a messenger RNA of Penicillium taxi, 2214 nucleotides long. RefSeq lists its product as uncharacterized. Lineage: Eukaryota; Fungi; Ascomycota; Eurotiomycetes; Eurotiales; Aspergillaceae. The transcript has 5 exons. Bases 1 to 2214 code for a protein of 737 amino acids. Gene Ontology annotation, molecular function: protein binding. The record is from RefSeq and is a predicted model, not a curated record.
AUGACCUCGGACUCGAUCCUAUAUCGCCCAACUGAGUCUCUCCUGCUCCCAAAUAAACGUCGCUUUAUUCCAUUCAAAAUCCCUAACUUCCAUCCUCAGCUCCGCAACUACAUCAGUACCUCCGACCCAGAUCGCAUCUAUGUCGUCGUCGAUCGCAUCAUCUAUUUAAUACAAAUCUCUGCUCAAAAGCGUGGGAGCAUAGCGGUCAUCCCGUUCGAACCACGAUGUAUGGCAGCUGGCCAUGGAUGGAUCGCCGUUGGUGGGCCGGAUAACGGCGAGUGCGCCUAUAUCAAGAUCGAUGAGAGAGGUCUUCAAGUUCAUGACGAAACACUACCUCUUCAUCAUUCCGAUGUAGAUAGUGCGCUCCCCAUCGAUUUGGAGUCACCAUCGAGGUUCCUGUCGCCGGCUUUUUUGAGCGGUAGCUCAACGUCGGAACCCUCUAGACAGCGAGCUCCGGAAUUCAAACUUCACAAGUUUGGUGGCAGUAUUGUCAAUUCAGUGACAAUCCAUCGCUUUUCUGGGGAUGAGAUUGGUGUUUCAGACGAAGACCUAAUGAUUAUCAGUAAUAACGAUCGGACUGUGACCGUCUAUUCUCUGACCCGUGGGAAAAUUCUCAAGAUCCUUCAACAUCAAAAUUGCAUGAACUAUGCAACUGUAUCACCUGACCAAACACUCCUGGCAACAGUGGGGGAUGAGAACCGAGCUUAUUUCUAUGAGAUUGUUCGUGACUGGAGAUCGUUAGAAAGUUCAGAAUCUGACGUCAAGCUUGCAAGAUGGGAGUUUAAGCUGCUAAAGAUCGUUGAAAUGAAUAUAGGGCCACGGCUAGAUGAUGCCUGCUGCUUCACCAUCGCAUUUUCGUCCUCUAGCCGUCUCUGUGCCAUCGGUUCUCAGUCUGGGAUAAUUACAGUCUUGGAUGUCGGAAUGCUACACAUUUAUGACGAGGAAAUGGAGCUUGAUGGACCUGUAAUAUAUCAAUUUCCAGCUUCGCGACCCACUGUGGAGGGAGGUGCUGUGCGCUGCAUGACUUUCUCACCCGAGCCAUGGGAUCUUUUGGUCUGGCUGGAGGCUCAUGGUCGCGCUGGAAUUGCAGAUGUCCGUCAAGGGUUUCACCGAAGGCAGAUAGUACGUUUAGAGCGUCACGAUCCAGUACUCGAUGAGGUUCAUAUAGAGCCCAUGACAGAAGAGUUAGAGGGCCAACGCUUUGAGGAUGAAGACCUGGGGGUUACGCCACCGGCGAGACUCAGCACCAUCGGGGAUCUUCUCACUGACGAGCGCGCCUCGUUGCGUGAAAACCUAAUAAAUGACCUAACUCAAAGGGAGAGAUUGAUCAUGGAGUUCUUGAACACUGCCCGCUGGCCAGGUAUUACUGAAAGGUCGGACAGACCCGCAAGUCUGCAUCCUCCCCAGUCUGUAAUUCGCUUGCGAAAUGAUGGCUCCACCGAUGGGGUGAUUCGAACUUCUCGUCCGACUUCACCCUUACGCUCUUACACUCAUUCUGAUGACCUUCAAGAUCAGACAGGACGUACAGGUGCUUCUCGACGUACCCCACUCCAGGGAUGGCGCCAGCGCUUUCAACCUCGCCCUCCUGAAAUCACAUCUUCCAGUCAUGAGCGUAACCCACGCGCCAGUCUUAGUUGGACUACAGCUCCUUCAGAACCUCAGUCUAAUGAUUCAGAUGUGACUUCUCAGGAGCCUGAACCAGAGUUCAUCACCCAAGAACAUGAUAUUCAAGAAAAUGACAAUGAACUUGAAUCUGCAUCGUCUAUCUCGCCCGAAGAACUGUUCCGAUUCCGCUCUCAACGACCACACUUUCCUCUUCGGCGAUCUGAACGACCUUCCGGCACAGAUAGACGAUAUGACCCAUCUCGUCUCUCAGAUUAUGAGAUGAGAGCCAAUCUUGCAGCUGAGCGUCUAAGGCGCCAACGUCAGGCUCCGGAGGUACAAAACCGCUCAUCGGAAGGAGAACAACGGCAUCGCCAACAGCUUCUUGGCUUUGAGGGGACCCACUCACCUCGCUGGAUCAGAAAUAUCAUCAAUGAUCUCCCGGAUCGAAGCUUUAUUCCCGGUUCUGGUGUAGAUGAACCCGACGCUUCGGCUGGACUAGGGUGGGGUGCUGAUGGCAAGACUCUGUAUAUUGCCACACUGGAAGGGAUUUUCGAGUUCCGGAUCAACGUCCAAGAUCGAAAGACGUUUCCUGUAUUAUCUUGCCGAUGA